AUGGAGAUGGAGUCAGAUGAUGCUCAAUGUGGCUCAAAUGUAGCUGUGCUAGGGCCACAGUCGGAUCCUGACUCCGUGCUGUCAACCGCUGCUGGGCUAAUUCGUAAUUACGACUAUUUGGAAGCGCUCUCUCUCCUGCGUGACUUUGAAAAGGUAUACACGGAUAAUGGUGAUGCCGAGGCGUUAUCGCACAUCUCCGGGUUGCAGGCGGAAAUUCAUGUGCUGUUGGGUGAAUACAAGGAAGCCAUGCGUUGUCUCCAACGUUCGACAUUCAGCCGAACCUCUGCCCUUGCGGCCGCCGGGGUGGCUUUGCACGUAAAGCCGAAGUCAAAGGCAACUGAUUUGUCCGCUUCGAUUUCUGACAUGUUGACAAGGUGCAUGUCAAACUGUUCAGACGAGGACCACAUUCCCCCGAAUACUCACGCUUUACUUCUUGAGUGGUCACGGCGCGCUGGACGUCUCUCGCAACUGCACGACUGGACAGUGCGUGCGAAAAAGCGUGGUGGAGGAAUUCGCUUUUUUCGUGAUUACCCGUCCUUGGCCCCGUAUUUGCGCACGAUAGCGUUGUUGCAGUGCGAAUGGCUUGUAGACUGCGGAGCUUCACAGGAAGGGAUCAUUCCGUAUGUCACAUUGGAUCCUCUGAGCUAUAUGGAUCCUGCGUCUGACAGUGGCACGGCACUGAUUCGCAGUAUUUGCGACGGCGUAGAGUAUGCGCUUCACCGUGAGCGGCACUUUGUCUUUUAUGCGGGUUCGCUGCCACUAUCGCUGAUAUGUUUAACGCGCCAUCUAAAAGAAUUAGGUGGCAGCACGCUCGAUCGGCUACAUAGUAAGAGAAGGGUGAACGUCGUCGACGGUGAUGGUGCAAGUCGGAAUACGGAAUCUCCGGAGGAGCGGGUGUUCGUUAAAACAAAGGCGGCCGAGAGGCCUACGAAAUUUAUGCGCCUCACUCCGACAAGCUAUGAAUCACGGCCACGUAGAAGGCGGAUUGUAGGCUCACGGAGAGGAAGCGCCUGGCCUUGUAGACGCAAGCAGCGCAUGUCACUGGAGCGCACGGGUCGUUAUCCACGCCAUUUGAUGCCGUCACGCGGCAUGGAGAAGCGUGUGUCACAUAUUAUAUCGGAACGGUUACGCAUGCACUCACAUUGGUCGUUCUUCGAGCUGGGGAUGUUGUUUUUCGAGGUGCUGUCACGGUAUCAUCACCUAUUGGCGAGGAACCGAGAGAUGUACACGUUAUAUUUGUGCCUCCUGUUGCAUUACAUUAGGAGAGGCCUUUCGUGGCGAUACCAGUCGCAGUCAAUGUCAAAUGGAUGCCUUUUUACGCCCUCGCCUCCGGUGGAUGCUUGGCUGCUGAAUGACCAUGACCCCAUCUGCGUGCGCUUCCGCCAAACACUGAGGCUUUGCGGCCCCAGCGUGCUCUGCCUUAUCGCGGAUGUGAUACGGUGCCCAAGUGCCGCAUUGGCGGACUUAAGCGAUGGUCUUCCCGUUGGCAGCCCUGCGGAGCUGCUGAACGCGGCCUUCGGGCAUUUGAGCUCGCUGCUGCUGUUGCUUGCGAGCCCCAGUGGAGCGCAAACGGACCUUGGAGACGUAGUUCUGAGGGCGCGCGUGUUGUUCGUCAUGGCUAAGCGCCUGAUACGUGAGCAUCUUCCGCGUCGAGGUGCGGUGUUGGGGCCUCGCUGCCGAAGUGCCUUGCGGGCACUUAGUGACACGGAGAUAUGCCUGAAAGCGUUACAUGCCUCCGCACAAGCGCAGAGUUACGUUGGCAUGAGAAGCAAUGUACAUCUGCUGUUGUGCCUGCGUCACCGAGGUCGCAAAGUGAACUUCCACAAUUCGCUGACGCAUGGCAGUUUCGACCUUGGCGCCGCUGCCGUGGACCGCCGGUGGUUAAGUGUCUUGCGUACGCUUCAAGGCUAUAGCAUGCACGCUUAG
Molecule: messenger RNA, 1926 nt
Organism: Babesia ovata
Lineage: Eukaryota; Apicomplexa; Aconoidasida; Piroplasmida; Babesiidae
Product: PTS lactose transporter subunit IIC, putative
Exons: 1
Coding region: 1-1926 (641 amino acids)
Source: RefSeq, a predicted model, not a curated record